Auanema sp. JU1783 is the source of this 1548-nucleotide messenger RNA. The record is from the annotation of a GenBank genome assembly. NCBI's taxonomy places the organism in Eukaryota, Metazoa, Nematoda, Chromadorea, Rhabditida, Rhabditidae.
AUGACAGAAUUCAACUCUACUGUUUUCCUACAAGAAUUGGAUUCCUUCGGACAACCACCACCACCUCAAAAAAUUGUCGCCAAGUUUUCAGCAACAAACAUUUCACAAAAAUUGGAUCAAAUUAAUCGAGAUAGACAAGGGAAGUUACGAGAUGCUUAUAUUCUUCCGGCAGAUAACGGAAUGGUGAAACUAGGUCGGAACGUUCGAGAGGAGAAACAAAAAAUAAAAGCAGAAGAGGCAAAUAAAUGGAGAAGUGAUGUUUUGAAAGAAUGUCGUCCGCGAGUCUCAUCUCACCCAGUUGACACGGUUAGUCCUCGUGAACAAACAUUUUCAUUAGAAAACAGAGUAAAUCUCUCCUCACAUAUUUAUGAAGAUGAAGACGAUGCAUCGAUUUCAAACCCUCAGCAAUUACGUGUUAAGACAUUGCCUCACCAUGAACGGCGAUCAUCAGAUUAUUCAUCAGCUUCUUCCACAAGUCAAAAAAGUCCAAGCCCACCCAGUCAAUCAUCAUACUCCGAUUAUGCCUCUCUAUAUAAAUCACAAACUGCUUCUCCUAUAACUAUUUCUCCAACUGCUACAGAUUCAUCUGCCAACACAUCCAAUGUUUCUAGUUUCAAUACUGCUUUUCGGAACUCGGCCAAUGUCCCAAUUGUUAUUGCAGAUACGCGAAAUCGUUUUUCACCAGUGAGCCCGUCUGCGUCUAGUAAAACUUAUGGGAACACUUCUAAAUAUGGAACAAGCCUGACUCAACAAAUGCGUUUAACUGAUGACAAGGCUGCCGGUCGACCCCCUGCUUUUAAAUCUAUUACUUCUACCAAUACACAGAAAUGGAAAGAUAUUGCAACAAAGCUGGAAAGUGAUGAUCGAAAAUUGGAAUUUUUAACGAAACAAUUGAAAGAGGAUUUAGUUAUUGAGCGAAAAAACACAGUAGGCUCUUGUAACAACUGCAAUAAGUUGAUUCUAAGCUCAGAGGGAUACACAAGUGUUUCCGAUAAAACAUAUCACACCCAAUGUUUCAUUUGUGAUGUUUGCGGUAAAGAAUUGAAUGAACAACAAUUUCAUUUUCAAAAUGAUCGUAUUUUCUGCAAACAACAUUUUUUCAAUGAUCAAAUGGUAGCAAAAAAGGAAACUUAUUGUUCUAAAUGUCGAUUGCCUAUUGAUGAGAUGAUCUUAACAGCUCUUGACAGAAAAUAUCACCCAGCUUGUUUCUGUUGUACGGAUUGUGGAAAAUGUCUAGAUGGAAUUCCUUUUUCUAUUGACAAGAACUCUCAGCCAUAUUGCUUACCUGACUAUCAUAACCGCUUUGCUCCUCGAUGCGCUCGCUGUGCCUUACCAAUAACUCCACAAAAAGAUACAGGCGAAACUAUUCGAAUUGUAGCGCUGGAGAACAGUUAUCAUAUUGAAUGUUACGUCUGUGAAGGUUGCGGAGUAGCAUUAGCAGAUGGACCAGAAGCUCGCUGUUAUCCACUAGGAAACCAUUUACUAUGUAAAAAGUGCCAUAUUCAUUGGGCAAGCUCUAGAACUGAACCACCUCUGACAGAUUUGUAA